CGCAUGUAGCUGUCACUUUCAAAAAACAACCGUAAAGCCGGAACGACGCACGGCAAAGACGACACAAUCGUAAUCGUAGAGUGCGUCGCGCACGAUCGCGGAUGAUCUCCGGUACGGCGUUGUAAAUGCGUGCAGCAGAGAGUGAAACAAGCGAAAAUCCUACCCAGUACGAUGCAGUUUUCCACGCGAAGGCAUCGUCGGUAAUAUCCGUAUAGUGUUUUCCUUUACCGGUGUGCUGUGGUUGCUUUGAUUUUGGGUGUGCAAAAAGUAGGCUCUCGCAGGUGUGAAGCGCGUAAGUGCGUACGGUCGUAGUAGGGCUUCGUUUCUGUAUUCCUACAGUUUGUAUGUGUAUGUGUGUUUAAUAGUGUGGUAAAAGUUAUCAAGCGAUUAAGCGGUAUUGAAUAAUUGUGUAGCGCUAGUGAUCGAUUUUAUUUCCAUCGGUGUGUAUACAGUUUUUCCGAGGUAGAAAAACCUGUUCUAGAAAGGCGUUACUGUGUGUGUGUGCGUUAGUGUGGGUUUUGUAUUUGAGCAGUGUGGAAAAAGGAAGAAGGAAACGGGAAACCGCGCGCGCAGCAUAAGCCUGCCCGAGCCUCGGAAACAGGGGCGCUACGGUGCAAGUGUGUGUGUGUAUGUGGUUGAUGAGGUUCGAAGGUGUGUGCGCGUGUUUGUGUGCGUCUAUGUGCAAGCAGCAGUACCAGUUUAGUAGCAUAAAUAUUAAAUGCAUGCUUUUUUAAUGCUGUGCAUUGAGCAUAGCAAAUGCUUUCUUUGUUCGCGAAUGAUCGAGAUUAAUUGAUUCCCGUGCGAGAAAGAAAAUAAAAACAAAUAAAAAAAGCAAGCGCGACAUCAAACAGCUCCCGGUUUUUGUGAGAAUUUCGUGAGAUUUGUGCGACAAGUGCACUGACCUGUUGGUGGAAUUGUUUUUUUUGCCAUUCUUUACCAAUCGACAACAUUCCCAUUGCGCUACGCAUUACAAAAACGAUGAAAGAAUCACUAUCGCUGCAUGAGAAGGUCAGCAUAAUGUCGAGUGGUGGUGGUGGGGCUGGUGAUGCCGGGCUAACCGAUAAGAAAUUGAUCCCGAUCACGCAUUUGCCUGCGUGCCAGAAAAAUCCAUUACAACCGAUCGAAAAUACCGCCACCAUGGAGUUGCCGAUGCAGCAGAACGGUGGUGGUGGUGGUGGGACGCUUCCACCAGCUGGAGGAAAUGUGGAAGCAGUAAUGUCGGUAUCUACGUCACCAUCAACGCCGGAAAUGACUCGGAUCUGUCUGGUGGGUCCGGUUGCACAGGAUGCGGCAACGCUGGCAGCGGCCCAAAGCCUCAAACUACCGAUCGUGACUUCCGACACCGGUGCCGAGUACAUCGGGGACGACGACAGCAUCAGUACCGUGUUCGUGCUGAACGACUUCCAAGGCCCAGUUUACGAUGCGAUCUAUAAGGCCAAGCAAAGAAUUCUUGGACCACCGGCCUUACAGCAGGCUGUAAGAUUUAGUGAAGGAUUAGUGUGGAACAAUCGUCCCAUUUACAACUACUGCAUGCGUGGCGUGAUUACAUGCUUUACCGGUAUCCGAAAGAAAGAUGAACUGACGCAUCUGGUGCAUUUGAUUCAUUCGAUGGGUGGCUCGAUUAGGAAGGGCAUGGAUACGAAGGUUACUCACCUGAUCUGCAAUUCGAGUGGGGGAGAAAAGUAUCGGUACGCGAUGACGUUCCGGUUGGCAAUCAUACGUCCAAAUUGGGUGCUGGAAGCGUGGAAAAAUCGUCACGAUCCUAACUUUUCCGCGACAAUUGAAACCUUUACGAAGCUCCACCGGUUGAAGGCAUUCGAAGGGCAGAAGGUGUGCUUUUUCGGGUUUCCGGAAGAGGAACAACAGCACAUGAUCGAUGUGCUCAAGACAAAUGGUGGCAUUCCGACCGAUCUGGAAGAUCCCGAAUGUUCGCAUGUGGUUAUGCCGAACACUGGUGCACAUUUUAUAGAUGCUACCAUGGCCGUGGAGAACGUUUCGCCGAAGAAAGAGAGCGAAGAAGUGGAGCAAGAAGGAAACGAUCAAUGCUUAUCCGAUGAGCAGCAGGAGAUGGAGAACCAGCAGCUGCAAGAAUGCAACAUCGUCAAGGAAGUAGCUGUUGAUCGCGAAGUAAUGAGUGUGGUUUUACCAGCUCUACCGGAAGAGAACGAAUCGUCAGAAGGUAUGGCCGUAGAGUUGGCAGGAAAUGGUAGCCAAACGCAUACUGAUCGCAACGGAGGUGAUCACAUGUUAAGUAUUGCGGAAAAUGACAACAAUCAGAAUCAGUGCACGGAGCGUAGCACUCGUUUGACGAUGGUUUCCGAACCACCAAUGCCGUAUAUCGAUGAAGUAGCAGAAAGAGAAGAACCUUCCCUCGGUUCGUGUGCGGUUCGGACAGUUGUCGUUACACCAAAGCAGGACGGAAUCGUACUGACAUCGGCUGAAGCAAACGAAUUUCUAGAUCCAAACAAUCUUUCACCGAUUCUGAAAACGGGCCCCGAACGGGGCGCAAUGGUUGACGAAUCGUUCCGUAAGAUCGAUGAAGUGAACGAGGAGGACGAUGAUGACGAUAUGGAUGAUUACGUGAUCGCCAGUCGGGAGGCGUACAAGCGUAAACGGCCGGAAGAUAGCUUCGACGAUCCUUCCCUUCUAUCGGUGGACAUUUCAAUUGCAUCGAACGUUGCGUACGGUGGUGCGAUGGUAGGCGGAUCGGCGAAAAAACCGAAACUUACCCGGACGGGUUCAAUUACGCGCGGUAUACGGCGUAGUAUGAGUUUUGCCGCGAUAAAGACACCGAUCAAGACGAUGCUACGGUCACGGCGUAGUUCGGUUGAUCCGAACGCUUCCACUGCCUCGAUCAACACGAUCGAGGCGACAUUUAACGAAUCGAUCAAGAAGCCGGUAAAGGAGAAGCUGCGUAGCAUAAGGGAUAAGAUUACCAAGAGCAGCAAGAAGGAUACGCCGAAGACGAUCAAAAGCAAGGGUUUAAUAACGCCGGCAAAUUUGGAUAGCUUAAAGAAGGUGUGUAACUUCAAGUCGACGGAUAAAGUGUCAAACGGUGGAACAGGUAUGCACACGCCCGAACACUGCAAGCUGUCGGAUCGCAGUGAGGUAGACUUUAAGACACCGGUGGCACCGACUGGUUCCGCGUCGAAAGUUAGUACACGUAGCAGGGGAAAGCUUGCUGGUAACACUUUAGCGAAUAACGCAACACUACAGCAACGUCACUCGAUUGCAUCGAUCGGUGUGGAGGAAAACACCUUAAAACGGCUUGACGAAGAGGAAGCUACCUUAACCACAACGAAUGCAGUCUCCUCGAUGACGAUCGAUGAUGGAGAAGCAACAGCAGCAGUCAUCGUGCGUACCCAUGUGGAAGAUGCAGAAAUGAUGCCGGUCGUAGACGAGCAUGUCGUUCAAGCGAGACCGGAAACGAAGAACAAAAACACACACAUCGUCAAGGCCGAUUGGUUUUGGUACACGAUCCAGGCAGGCUAUGCGAACGAGAUCGACUAUCUGUUUGCGGACUAUUUGGAGAGUAUAGCUCACACCCCGGCGGUAGACCGGCGCGAUUCAUUGCCGGUGAGUUUUAACAAGCGCAAACGGAAACGUCUGUCCCAGCGCACACCGGCAGACGGUGGCGGCACUCCGCUCGGUGUCGGUAAGCGUCGUUCGUCCGUAUCGGAUGCCGGGUUGCUGUCGGUGUCGGGCAGCUUCCUGGACUGUACCGCCAGCCCGGACAAGCAUGAGAGCAGCAAGAAGAACAUAAUUCCCGAAGCGACCAGCAAACCAGCGAACGAGCAGCCGGCAAAAACGCAGUCAAUGAGGCACAACCAUUUUAUGGACUUUUUCCACACCGAAUCGAACUACGUUGGCAUACUGGACACGAUAGUGAAGCUGUUCAAGGAACCGCUGGAGGAGAUGGUCGAAAAUGAGAACCCACUCCUGAACAAGUCGGAACUGCGGUCCAUUUUUGGCAACUUUCUUCCCAUACACGACGUGCACAAGCGUAUGCUGGAUCGGCUGAAGGCGAUACACGCCUGCUGGUCGGAGGAGGUGUUGAUUGGGCAGAUUGUGCUGGACCAUCGGGACGAUCUGCUGAAGGCUUACCCGCCGUACGUGAACUUUUUCGAGCAGAUGAAGGAAACGCUCGUCCAGUGUGAUGCGAGCAAUCCGCGGUUUCAUGCAUUCCUUAAGAUCAACCAGGCAAAGCCGGAGUGUGGCCGACAGUCGCUGCAGGAUUUAAUGAUACGCCCGGUGCAACGGUUGCCCAGUAUCAGUUUAUUGCUGAAUGAUAUAUUGAAACACACUGGCAAAGCGAAUCCGGACCACAAAAAGCUGGACGAUGCGCUGAAAGCGAUCAAAGAGGUGAUGACGUACAUUAACGAGGAUAAGCGCAAAACUGAGGGACAGAUGGCAAUGUUUGAUAUUUUCAACGACAUCGACAACUGUCCGCCCCAUCUCGUGUCAUCGCAUCGAAGUUUCGUGUCACGGUGCGAAGUGACGGAACUGUCGGACAGUCUCAGUGGCCGUGGUGAUCCGCUGGUACUGUUUCUGUUCAGCGAUACGCUCGAGGUGUGCAAAAAGCGCUCGCGGGUAUUCAACAACGUUAAGUCGCCGAACACGAAUUCGCUGAAUUUGACACGGUCGUCGUGCGCCACUACGAAACCGUACAAGCACGUGAAGCUGAUGCCGCUCAGUACGGUACAGCUGGUGGUCAAUGUGGUCGAUAGUCCGCGCGCCUUUAUGCUCCAUUGCCGCGAACCGGCCCAGAACGCGAAGGAUCGCCAGUACUCGUUCAAUAUUGCGGACGAGGAGCAGGAUAAGCUAAUCUAUCUGAAGAGCUUGUCGAAGCAGAUGGCCGAGAAUGCGUGCCGAACGGAUGCGGGCCACUUUCUGAUCAACAGCACGUCGGACGAGGUUGAUAUUGAUGUGAGCGACAUUAAUGUGGGCACACUGUCGAAAGCGUUCAAAAUUGCAUCAAAGACACGGAUGAAGGUCGGCCGGGUGUUUUCGUUCAACAAAACACCAUCAAAGUUGAAGCGUACCGUUUCCACGAUGAUGCCAUCACCGUUCGGCAGCACACAAUCCCUAACGCCCGCUUCCCAGCUGGCACAAAUGAAACUGGCAAGCUGUACGAACUUAAAUGAAGUUGGAGAGGAAGCAGCCGAAUCGAAUGGGUCGUCUCCAUCGUCCUCCAAGCUGUUGGUAGCACCGAUGUCCGUACAGCCGACGCGCAAGAACAAAAAUCCACCCAUAUCGAUUGGAACACUCCGGCCUCUAUAGAAGCGAGAGCGCACAAGUAUAGGGGAAAAAAAGCGGGACACGAUUAUGAUUACGUCCUUUUAAAGUAUCAACCAGCAAGUUUGCAAAGGUUUGCAAGCUGACGAAGUUUUAGUUUUCAAUUGGUUGUUUCUUGAAAUUUGACCAUCAUUGACUGUGUGGCAUUUCAGAAACAAGUUUCGGAAUCGUUCAGCUGCCAGAAAGCUUGUCGAAAUUUUGUGUAUAUAUAUAUUCAGCAGACGCCUUAAGUUAUAACUUCGUCGUAUCGAACGUGAAUGUCAAGAAAGGUGGAAAAACACAUCGAAAAUGAGAAUGUGCGUUUCCGGAUGUGAGCAAACCUCUUUCGAAAUUAAGCGGUAUGAUGAGUUGUUGUCAAUAUUUUUCUUAACUGAUCUAUAGCCUAUUUUUACACUACAAUUAUACUCUAGCGUAAAUUAUAUGUGCAGUUUACGAUGGUUUUUGUUUAAGUGGUUGGGUCAACUGUAACUCGGUCGAGCCGAGUCGCGGGAUUGCGACAACCGUAGGUGGAUGCAAAAAGAAACAAACCGGCGUAAAAUUACGCCCAGAUGAAAAUCACAUAAGCAAAUAUGUGUGAAUACUUCAUGCCUGAAGUUAACGAUCGUAUGUAUGUAUUCGGUUUUAAUUGUGCAGAAAUUCUCAAUCGUUUAUGGCCCUCUCGAUUUGUUAUUCCUCUCGAUGGAAAGGAAGUGGUGCAGAUUGGGGGGAAAGAGCGAAAAUAGAUCGUUGUACAAAGAUUGUCCUGAAAAUAUAACAAUCACAAAAUAAAUUCA
Molecule: messenger RNA, 6068 nt
Organism: Anopheles funestus (African malaria mosquito)
Lineage: Eukaryota; Metazoa; Arthropoda; Insecta; Diptera; Culicidae
Gene: pbl
Product: protein ECT2
Exons: 13
Coding region: 979-5280 (1433 amino acids)
Biological process (GO): activation of GTPase activity; nervous system development; regulation of cytokinesis, actomyosin contractile ring assembly
Cellular component (GO): cell cortex; nucleus
Molecular function (GO): GTPase activator activity; guanyl-nucleotide exchange factor activity
Source: RefSeq, a predicted model, not a curated record